GUAGAAAGCACUUAAUUAACAGGCAAGUGCUCAAAAUCGUGUGCAGGCUGGAGGCUACUUGAAGCUUAAGAUAGCUCUCUUCUUUCAAGAGUAUUGCAGUAUUAUCCGGUGGAGUUUCAAAAUCCUGAUUGUUACUGGGAAUCUCAUUACUGAAGGAGACAGGAAAGCUGUAACUUGCAAGGAUGGCUGAAAUACGAAACUUCACAUGGGCAGUGGAAGAUAUUUUCAAGGAAACUUUUCUCACUUACAUGAACGGCUGGAGGAAAAACAUGACAGAAGCGGCAAAUGAACUGCAAGCCAGGGUUGACGCUGAAAACUUUGACUAUGUUAUCCUUUAUUUGAUGGUGAUGAUUGGAAUGUUCUCCUUCAUUAUUGUGGCGAUUUUGGUGAGUACAGUGAAAUCCAAGAGGCGAGAACAUUCCAAAGACCCUUACCAUCAGUACAUCGUGGAGGACUGGGGUGAGAAGUAUAAAAGCCAGGUUCUGAACCGAGAAGAUCUCAAGUGUGUGGUCCAUGAAAACUUUGGUGCAAAGGACAAAACAAGCCCAGGGUCACCCUGACAUUUCAGAAACAUCAGCAAAGAGGAAAUCAUGAAGUCACAUUUAGGGAACUCGCUGGAAUUAUAAAUAGCUGUGAAAUUGUUCAUUAGAUUUACACAGGUUGAGCUAGAAUGGGCUGCUGAAGAAAUCAACAUAACUGUUUCCUCUGAGAACUCUGGCACAGCUGCUUUGGGGAACACCCAAGAAAAAUGCAUGACUUUGCUCUGCUUUGAUAUUCUGCUCUUCAGGGAAAUAAAGUCAUGGAGAGAAUAAUUUGAAUUUUUUAGCAAUUUUUUGAAAUCCAGAAGCAGAUCUGGAUUACUGAGCAGUAAACCUCAGAUGAACAGUAAGAGUUUUCAAGUGCUUAAAAGUGCUGAUUCAGAUCCAAACUGUAUGACAUAAGCCCAUCUUAAAAUAACAGGAAACUGUACAAUAAAAUACCAGACCCUCUAUCUAUUGAUUGAACAAUGUGUUAUGGUACGAAUCACAAGACUAGCCUAUAACUAUACAUAUUCAAGUCGAGCCAAACUGUUAUUUUAAUGACCUGGCUUCCAUUUCAAUUUCAUUAUUCACUGGCUGCAAAGAAUGAUUCAUGGCCUUCUGUUUUAUCAUAAAAGCAUAGCCAGACUAGCAGUCUCAUCUAAGAGUGUCCUGGUUGUCCAGAGCAGUUUCUAGAGGGUCAGUGUCUUUCUUGAAGUCCAUAGCUGUCUCUUCUGCUGUUCCUUGAUUUUCCAGAUUAAUCUGUCUAUCUGCAAUGCAAGCUGGGUGAUAGGGAUUUCUUGCAUUCCUAUCAGCCAAGGACUAGUGCAAACCCCCAUGCUCCUGCUAUGUGUCUUUCAGAGCAGGGGUUUCUAUGACCAGUUAUCAAAGCUGUUCCAUUUCUAUGCUUUCUAAAGGUUUCUCAUGUUGGCUACUCGUGUGCACCAGUCAGAAAAUGGGUUCUAAAGAUGGUUUAUCUUCUCCUGUGCUGCUAAAUUACCAUGAUGCUGGCUGUUGGGGAAUAAUUAGAAGCAAAGCCAGUACUACUUCUAGUACUAAAAUGUGUUUCUUUUUGCUCUAGGUUUAGCUUCUAUUCAUAUUACCAGACUUAAACUGCUGAAACCUAAAGUUCUCAUUCUGGCUGUUGAUUGUGUGGGCAAGAAGAAAUGAUGAAGAAAAGAGCUUAUUCUUCUUGGAAGCUUUAGUUUGUUUUGGAGCCUGAUCUUGUGGUAUAGCACAACAGCUGUUGUUGUGCUCCAGAACAUGUUCAUGUUAUGGCUCUGCUCCCCUCCAGGUGGAAGGACAUUCCUUACCACUUACCACUUACCCUUGAUGCCCACAGGCUGUAAGGGCACAGUUAAUGUGCCCACUGAGCAGCUGGAGAGACUCUGGUGGCCAUCUGGGCCACAUGCUACAGCUGUGCUUCAGCUGGGGAAAGAGCAUCUUUUGACAGGGUAUGGCAGAAGGGACAGCCACAGUGAACCUUACCAGAUGUGCCAACAUCAUGAGCAGCUGCACCUGCUCAGGCUCUGCUCCCCACCAAAAGCAAUAGGCAGCUUCCAUUGCUGGCAGUGGUCUGAUCCUGGCUGCAUGUGGGCAGCUGUGACACUGAAAUGGGAACGAGCACCUGAGUUGACUCUGCCCUUGGGACAUGUGGGCAAUGCCUUAGGACAGGCACGUCCAACCUGUGGCCCAACCCAGCCACCCCCUGGCCCAUGCCAUCAUGGUGGCAGUUCUGGUACAGAUUUUGACUACAGCAACAUGCAAGCUCUUGUUCAUUGCUGGUGAAAACACACAGUUAAUAGAGGAGACUAUAACAGUGUUUUGUAGCUGACAAUUUAUCAAACAGUGUUAUUGUACUCUUUGUAUCUCUUGUAGUUUCCCUGGAAAUAAAUAGGAGGCACUACUUUUGGAGCAGCCUAGAUAAUGUAUAUGUGACUCAAGACAACUCCAUACUCAGUGCAGCCCAGGCAAGCCCAAAAGUUGCCCUCAUUCAGGUGAAAAAAGACAGUCCACCUAACACACUGUCUUAGAAUCAU
Messenger RNA from Meleagris gallopavo (turkey), 2557 nucleotides. Lineage: Eukaryota; Metazoa; Chordata; Aves; Galliformes; Phasianidae. The record is from RefSeq and is a predicted model, not a curated record.